CGAUGACAGUAAUAGCACUAGAGUAUGAUCUAACGAGCGACAACACGAAGUACUGCUUUUGUUGUAUCUUAUUUCCCUAACAGUGCUAUCAUAUCAUAUUGGCCACAAUUAAAGGAUGCUUUCGAUUUCUUGCCUCUUACCCUUGUUACUACACGACUUCUAUUAUCAUCCGUUCGUUGAGGAAAAAGCUUUUGUAUAAUCACAACUUUUUUCGCUCGGCCGCCCAUCAAAAAGUUUAGAGGCUUUUCUCGCCAGCAAUGUCUUACAGAGGCGGCGACGAAGUUGCAAUGGGUGCUGGAACAACGCCCACCUACCAAGGGACCACGGUGAAAACGUUUUGUACUGACGAGACAGCCGGGCCGGCGGACGAUCGUAUCGAUGUUACCUUCUCCGUGGAGAUCUCCAACGAAAUGAGCCCGGAAGUGGCUUCUACCACGAAGAGUGAUUUAUCCAAAGCGGGCCCGCCCCUGGUGGGAAGGGAAGUCGUGACAGGGGCCUUGUGCCCAGAUGCGCUACUAGAAGUAGACGCAUCGAAUCGCGCAAACUAAGCGGCAAUACGCCGCUGCUCCUGGCGAGUGAAGAAGGGCGGCGCCCGCAAUCCUGCGCGCGAUCCCCCUACCCCUGGUGGGUGUUCUCUUCUUGAAGAAGAGCCCCGCUCUGGAAGCGGGCGAGCCUUGCAGGCUCCUGGUGAGCAGGCGAGGCGCCUCGCCGUCUCUUUUGGGUGAGAUGGUUGUGGGGCUUCGGCCGGCUUAACCUGAACAGCCCAGCGCCACACCCUGCCCGACCACUCCGAGGAAGGCCCUCGGGUGUGUUGCCGCGUCGUGUGCAAAGAGGCCCGGCAUGGUGUGUCCCUCUCGGCCUUCGGCCGAAUUAGUGGGCACGCUCGCACCGCCGUAAGCCCUAGCGCCCUACGCCGCGCGCAGCAGCUUGCGGCACUUCCCGGGGAUGGAAGGAAGCGGUGGGGCCUGCGCUAUUCGGGAAAGCCGCGGCGGGCACCCCCAGCCCCCUGGCGGGGCCGGCGCCGCCCUUCUUGACGAAGGGCGCCCGCCCGCGCGCGCGCCGCCCAUGGCGGAGAAGGGCCGCGCCCUUCCCGCACAGAUAGUGUCCGGCCUAAAGUCAGACGACAAUUAAAGGACGCGCCCAGGUAGCGCGAAUCGGGAUCCUUUCGCCGUAGUAUAAUCAAUCUGUGUUGCCCACCUGGUGUGCGCCCUCUGAUUCAUUGGUGCUACUAUACGGAACGAGUGCAAGAGCCGGUCUGCCAAGGCCACAAACCUCCAGCGCGCUGUUCUCCUCCAGCUCUCGCCACUUGAUGUGGCGACUGCGUAGGAGGGUUACGUUUCGCCGGGCCUCCACAGCCUCGCUGUCCGGCGGGUUGCUGCAAGUAUAGCAGGGCUAAAGAGCGGGCGCCGCGUCUGUUUGAAACAAGAGCGGAUCAAAUACAAUACAAUUUAUCCAAAGCGGCGUCGAAUGACUCGCACAGAAAUGGUGGGACGAGCACAGAGCAGAAUUUGGAGUUAAAUUGUCGUUCCCCAGCUUCUCUCUCGUCCAGUCCAGCCCUUGCUGAGACGCGGCCCACUUGUUCUACCACCAGCGACGCUCGAACUACGCCGGCAGGGAGGUCGUCUUCACCACCGCCGUCGAUUCUUGGAACGCCGGCGAGCGAGCCGGGGGCUCAGGAUUCUCUUCCGACGGCCUCUACCGUGGCUAAAAGUCCUCUUUCAGUGAGGACUUCUUCUUGUAUCCAAGGAAAAAAGUGUUAGUAUCUACAGUUACGCAUUUAUUGAUAUAAAAAUUCGUGCGACGUUCUAGAGUACUAGAACCGAAACUAGCCCGGCAUGACAAAGAAAAACUAGAAGAGUGCGGAGAUCAUAUAGGUAAAGUGACACGCAUGAAACUCGAGAUGUGGUGGAAGCAUUUCCGGUGUGGCAGAGGUUGUCUUCCUACUUGUGUGGCCCGAGAUAAGAAAAUGUGCAUACUAGAGCUCUUUUUUCCAACCGGGAUAAGGGCCUCGACGAAGAUGACAGCAUCCCGAGUGCCGAUUCAGGGCCGGUUCUACCGGUUUUAUAACGCGGACUUGGUGGAUUGCCCCGUCUGCUACAGCCGUAAACUGGUGUCCGUCGACUACCUGUGCGGGCACUCGUUCUGCUACGAGUGCGCGGCCUGCUGGAGCUACGAGGCGCCCAAAACGGGGUUCGUGUCCUAUUGCAAGGAAAAAUCCUCCCUCCCCAUACUGAAAAGGUAUAUUUUUGGAAAUUUGUAAUGCUGAUUUGUGACCACAAAUCGUGUCUGUCUCGCAAGGAGGCAACUCCGCAGGUUCCGCCGCAUUGUGCAGGCGGUUUGUCAUGCUGUUCGGCCUACAGCGCGGACGUAUUUCGUGCUAAGCGCCUAAGCCAAAGCCCCGCUACUCACGCUUGGUAUGGGCCUUCAGUGCCCUCCAGCAAGACGCCUCGGAUUUGUGUACGCAAGUCCAGCGUCACAAGUUUCCUUUUCGAUAUGGGGUGGGGGGUUUUUUCCUUUUCAUAUGACCUGCCCCACGUGCCGGGCUGAGAUGCCGGGCGCCCGGGUCAAGUUUGGGCUGGCGGACUACUGCCACACGGUGCAGGACCUCCGGCAAGUCCUGGACACGCUGCCCCCGCAGGUGUUGCAGCAGUCCACCUGCAGCAGCAAGCAGGAGUGGCUCGGGGAGCAGAUCCUGGACUUGAUUCACACGGGCGACGUGGAGGUGGUGAAGCAGGUCGUCGAGUUGUACGGCGCCUCCUUUCUGAAACACAACGAGGCGACCAAGAUGCACUCGGUGAGCGUGUUGCUCCCGGCCGUGGGGGACGGGCACGUGGAGCUGGUUCGCUACCUGCUGGGGCCCGAGGUGCAGUGCGAUCCAAAUUUGGGAAUGUUCGCCGGGCGAAAGAGGCCGUCUAGUCUACUUCGGGGGGCCGAGGAGAUCGGUGGCAACCAGACGCGACAGGAGGCGUCAGCUUCAACUACUACUUCCGGGCCAAGGCACGGCCUAACGAGUGCUGCAACUUCAACUGCAGCAGGAAGUACAAUUCGGGGGCCAGCAGCACCAGCGCCCGGUGCCCCCGCCGGCACCAGUACUAAUUCUAAUGCCGGAGGAUCAAGUGCACGCGGCCGGGGCGGGCCCGGGGCUGGAAGUUCUUUGACCACGACGGGUCCGAGCGCCACAGCCGGUGUUAUUUCCUUGUCAGGAAACAACGGAACCGCGGAUCAAGGAGGCGAACGACCUCCUGUUUCGUUCGAUCCCACGCCGGCCUUUCCGCUGUGGCAGGCGCGGAAGCCGGUGAUUUGCAACCUGCUGCUGAACUAUGGCGCGAACCCGAACCUGCGGAACUGCAACGGGGCGCAACUGCUGCACUGGCUCGCGUGGAACGCCACCGGACUGGACUUGCAAGUUCUGGCGCACCUGAAGGCGCUCCUGUUUCCGUACGAAGUAGAAGGCGAGAGCUGCAGUCACCUGUCGAGCAGGAGCAGCAACGACCCCGUGGUCGUCGAACAGGGACCAGAUUCUGACGCGAAUGCAACAUCACCAACAGCUGCAAAAAGAAAUCCAGCCUGUGCUUCUAGAAGUGGGGACGAAAAACAAGAUGCUGAACAACAGGUAUCAAUAGCUGAUUCAUCUUCUGCGACGGAAGAACAAAGGGACUCCACCCCCCCUGGCCAGGAUCAUGUUGUGGCACAACCACAGGACCAACAGCGGGCUCACCAGCAACCCGGCUCGUCGGGCGGAGGAACAACAGCAACGCAGUCCGUUGCACGCGGAGCGGAACACCAGCCCGGGCCCGCGGAAAUGAAAGUGAACAAUAACAUCCACAGUGUGGAUUUGAACGGGCUGAGCCACGAACUUUCUGCCCAGGGCCAGGUGUUCGACACGAAUUUUCUGCAGCUGCUCCUCUGGCGCACGGAGUCGAAGCCGCGGAAGCCCUCCGAGGCGAACCAGGUGGCGGGCCCGUCGCGGGAGUUCCUGUUUAAGGUGAUUGACCUGGUGCACAAGAAGGGGGGGUUCGACUGGAACUACGCGGGCGGCGUGGCGCUGCUGGAACCAAGGAAGUGCUUCUAUUACUGGAAUGAGAAGCAGGUAAAAAGCAGAAGAAGCGGAAAUAAGGACUACCGUGAGGAGAAGCAUUCUACUCCUCGCCGCCGUCCUACGAACAAGGGCGGCUUUGUUACAACGACGUUGAAAAAAAGGCCAGGGCAUCGUCCUGCUCCCGAAGACGAUGAUCAUGUCGUUGUCGAGAAGGGUUGGCCAGUGAGACACUCGGAACAACAAGACGAAGAACACACCAGCACAUCUGAAGUAGAUGAAGAAGACCGUGUCAGCAGCUGCACUAGAGGAACCAUUCCACCCACGACCACGAACGGCGCGUCUUUGGUCCGCGGGCCGUACGCGAUGUGUCUGGGGAGCAGUCUGCUGCACGCGUGCGGGCUGUUUCUCGAGGACGAGGUGGGCAGUGCGGUCGCGAGUUACUUGCUGGAGAAACGGAAGCAGUGUCCCGCGUUUCGCGCGCAGUUGGACGUCAACGUGCGGUGCGAAAUCCGGGUGAUGCAAGACGAAGCGACCGUGAAGGAAACGAUUCUGGGGUGGAGGCCGGUGGUGCAGGCGCUGAUGCAGGACGCCCCGGAGACCGCACUCGUUUUCCUGAAUCUUUGUGACGCGGCGGCCGCAAAGGCAGGGCCGGACGAAGAUCAGCGAAGGACGACAGGGGAGAGUGGUAGUGGUACUUCGUCCUUCGUCGAAGAGGCCGUAUUAGUACCAGAGAGCGGCGGCUCGCCGCGAACCGCUGGUCCGGCCGACGACGCCGCCGGUGGCGAAGUACCACUUGAGGAAGUCCUACUUGACGCAGAAGGGAACAAGAACAACAGCACCACCUCUGGUCGUCGCGGUGACCGGGGGGCACCGGAUGACGAGGACGCUGCACAACUCGUUUUGGACCUUCACCCGGAUCCCGGGACCAAGUUGGGCGUCCUGCACGUGUGUGGGGAGAUUUCGAACCCGCGGAAGCGCGUGGAAAUCGUGCGGAAGCUGUUGCACCUCGACCCGGGGCUCGCGCACCAGGAGGCCCGGCGCACGCCGGUCCUGGUUUCGUUUCUGGAGACGCCCUUGCAGGUGUUCGCACGCCAGCACGACGUGGAAGUGCUGAAAAUUCUCGUUGAAGAAUACUACGCGGGCUGGAUCGAAGCAGGCGCGGAAGGAGGUGACGAGCAUGUAGUUUUACGCGGGGAAAGCAAAAGUUGUAGGCAGUCGCAGCUGCAAGAGGCCACAAGGUCCGAGAACCCGGAAGUAGAUGAAGAACCCUUCACCUCGCCAAGUAGAACAUCUUCAACAGAGGUGAAAAGAAAAAGCAGCGAAGUCGCCGCUUCUGCAGCUGUUCCUGUAGUGGAGGUUGACACGGAUAAUUAUACGGAAGUACAGCAAAGGCUGCUGCAGCAGGGUUACUGCACAUCAACGUCAAAUGUUGAGCAGGACGGAGCCGACAGUACGGUAGUGUUUCCACUUGAUGGCCAUCAUGAAGGAUCACCAGAGGUGGGACUGAACGUGCAACCAGCGGUACACCUCCAGACUGCUACCCGGAGGACGAGCAGGAUGAAAAGUGCAGAAGGCAUAAUUACAAAUGAAGAAGCAGUAGAGUUGGUCCACCUCGCUCCUGCCCAGCUCACCGCCAGUAGUCCUCUCCGAAGGAGAAGGACGACGACGUCCACUGGUACAACAUCUUCAUCAUGCAGCGCUCCCGCACUUCAACCGCAGGAGCUGCAGCAGACCACAGCUGCGGGAACUACAAUAAAGCGCACAAGAAGUAGAAUUUCGACCGGUUGUUCCGCAUCACGAGUACUAGACUUCGCGACGGUGCAGCUGGCGAUCAUCUCUGCGAUUUCCUAUCCGCAUUACACGGAGGCGCACGAGGAACAGGCGCUGGAGACGGUGCAGUAUUUAUGCGGGCAGUUUUUCCGGGCGUCCUCAUGUUCGACUGGACGAGGUGGCGGAACAAGCACGUGUUCGAAGAAGAAGCAGGCUGGAAGAUCUUCUCCUACUUACGACCUGUUCGACCUGCUCACGGUCCCGCAUCCGCACCAUUCCGCCCUGACGCCGCUGCACGCCGCUGCCGCGAAGGGGUGGGUCCGGAUGAUGAUGUGGCUGAUGGAGAGCGACGAGCGAGUCGCGGAAAACCAGCCGGCGGUGGUCAAUAGGAACUUCGCGACGCCCGUGGUCUCCGUCGCUGUGCGGGCGGGGAGAGCGGAAAUGGUGGAGUUGCUCGUUAUCCAAUGCAAAGAAAUAUGUCUGGGUCUGGAAGAAAUCUGUGAUAUGGGAGGUUGGAAAAUCAUGACGCCGCCUGAAUUGGUGGCCGAGCAUGAGCAUGAUGACAAGUAGUUUUGAGUCGCUAGGUGUUCUUGAGUCCUAUUCAUCUGCGUGGCCGCAAACUGCGCUGCUCCAUGACAAAAGCGUGGGGCAGCACUUGGAGAAGUUCUUAACGGGCUACAUAACAGACUUGAGGAUCAUGCUGGACGAGCAUGACAAACCGUGCACAACUCUUCCAGCACCCAGAUUGAUACUUGCAAUGCAUACUCGUGGAGGCUUACGGGGCGGAUCUGGAGGCGAGAUCGCAUGGGGAGUUCGUUGACAAUGACUACCUGCCGAGUUUACCCAUGGAGAUGCAGCAGAGCCCGUCCCAGCCGAUGGCGCAUCUGCCGAGUGAAAAAUCCUUCCGCCUCCUGUACCAGGCUUGUCUGUCCGGCCGCAGUUUCGAAAUGGCGGCGAAGCUUAUCCGACGAGUGCACAUGUCCAAUGUUUAACCCCCGCCUCUCGCUUUGUUUCCACAUAAUUGAUUUGGAGUGUAAGUUGUGGUGUGCCCGAAGGUGGUAGGAGCGCCACAAAUUACUACACACAAGCGUUGAAAAUUACUACACACAAGCAACAGCAACUAUGCAUGUUUUUUUACAUGAUAUUUUCACAUUUGCUUGUCCACAUGAAAAAUCAAAUGCGUAUAGUUUUGCUGUUCUUGUUGUACGGAGGACUGCUUCUCGUUCAUCCAACAGUUUCUCACAACAAGCAGCCGAAAACAAAGCAACGAAUGAAUUUCGGCACUUUAUUGCAUGGCAAGAGGGUGGUAGUGCUCCUUUGGGGAGAUGUGCAUCGUCAUAGAUGUUUUGUACUGCUACGGGGUGACCACGACCGACCUGUCCCUAGCGGAAUCCUUCGGGGCGCUGAAGGAAAUGGUAGAGGACGAGAAAAAAACCGGAGCUGUUGAUGAAAAUGUAUCACGUGCAAAAGUUGAUGUUGUAUCGCAUCUGUUUAUUGUUCGGACGAAGAGCAGUGGUGCAAUCUUGCAUCUUCGCGGAUCUCUUUCAUCUCUAUUUGUGCAUUUUUACAAAAGUUAGAGGGUGUUCUUUUUCUCCGCAAAAAUUUCUGCCUGGACCGAUCGUAGAAGCAGUGCGAAGAUGCUUUCGUAGUGCAUAUUGUGGAAAUAACCAGGUGGAGCUUUCUCCCCGGGAGAAACGGGCUGUGCUCGACGUAGCGUCCGCCUACAGCUACCUGGGCCGUCUCACCUGGGAGCACCAGUACCGCUCGAGCCCAACGGCCCAGGUGUUGGGCUUGGCCAGCGCGGAGCAUAUCAACCUGAAAAAUGCAACGUCCGCGUCGACCCCAGAAAUGGGAGAGAAUAUUUCUUGUCAUGCGGAUCUUGAUGUUCCACAUCCACCGCACGGAAAUAUGAUUCUCAGCUUGGAAUCCCGUGCGCACUACUUGCAAAAUUUCGACAGGAAUAGCAGCAAAAACCGGGGGUCUUACAUGACAGUAGAGAACUAAUGCAGGAGGUACACAAGCUGUGGUAGUGAUGUGCAGUGGGCUCCUGCCGCUUCCCGCUUUUCCAUAAAUAGUCUGGACGGAAAUGAUCCAUAUCACCACGCGGCUUUGUUUCGAUCAAAAAUAAUGCGCAAAAUGAUAAAGCAUUUGCAAACCGGAUGAAGCACUUUUUUGCAUCAAUCCUCGGGUCGGGGCGGGGCGAUUUUCCAUACAAUAGACGACCAUCUCGAUUUCAAGCGGAUUAAGCAGCUGCUGACGUUGUUAACGGGGGAGACCUGGGAAACCACUCCGAUGGGAGACACUGUGCUCAAGACGAUGGCUAGCGCCCCCGCACCUCUCGCGGGUCGUGGGACUUCUCAUGCGUCAUCCGUCGGUCGUACGGGCCAGCAGCAGCAACACCGCAUCGACGUGCUGGAAAAUGGUGCAGUAGUUGCAACAACUUCUAGUACAACGGGUACACGUACGGACGACGCCGUGCUGACCGCUUACCCGGCAGGGCAGGCUGAAAGUUCAUCAAGUUCGGCGUACCAUCUCCCGAUGAUGUAUCAUACCACCGUGAAACAAAGUCUACCCACGACGAUCCGGACCACUUAAAAAGUACUGCUAUGAUUUAAACUUUUUCGUCUUCUCGGUGGAAAUGAACAUCCUGCGCAUGGUGCUAGCAACAGAAGCAGAUUUCCACUGGAGAAUAGCAAAAAUCUGUGUUCUUGUAGUUUGCUUCGAAAAAUAAACGUGGCUUCAAGGGCGAGCGGCGUGGCCGCGUGUUCCCAUUCCAAAGCAAAAAGAAUUUUUCACCUAGUGGACAAGGAAUUCACCUACAUUGAGGAAAAGUUUCACGUAAUACUAGAGAGAGACUUUAUAUAUGCCGCGCGCAUGAUCUAGUAGGUCCUCAUGCUCGUGGGGCGCUUUUCAUUGUCAUAGCGCCGGACGGAACUUUUUAUUUGGCUGGACGACGCUACCGGUCGGUGGUGCGGCCCGUCCAGGGGGAGGCGGAUGGCUAUCAAAUCUGUGUCGAGGAGGUGAGCAACGAUUGUCCAGAUUUGCAAGAGGAUUAUCAUGGGACGAGAGACGGUGCCUUCGCGGACUGCGCUCAUAAUGCUGAAGAGGAGGAUCAUAUUCUUUGUAAAAACGUUGGAUCACCCCGGGCCUGUCAUGCAGAUUUGCACCCGCAGGAACAUACCCAUGAGGUAAAGCGGUCCUGGUCGUGUUUCGGCGCUUGUAAUGCUGUAAUUAGUAUAAAGUUGAAGUUGAUGGCUUAAGACUCGGCUGCAGCGCUUACGAACCUGCAGUACACUUCUACAGAGAGAGCCUUGUGGUCAUGCGCGACUCCCAAGAUUAAUUGAUUUCUGGUUUUCUUAUGUUGCAGGAUUCCCAACUGGACUCUGGGACGUGGGCGCCGUUUUUACACAGGAUAGGAUUCGGACCCGCGGUAGCAAUCGAUGUACCUGCGGAACAAACAGGAACAAAAGUUGCUGGUGCGAAGGCCGCAGAAAAUGAUGGAAAAAAGAGCAAGUCAGCACCACAACAUGUUUCCAGUUGCUGCUGCGGCGGCCGGAAGAAAAGAGGGUAAACUCGUCCAAGAAGAAAACAGCGAAAGAUAGUGGACAUGGUGAUAAGUCGCGGCUUUCUACUUUUGAGCAUCAAUUAAUCGAAAGCAAGUGAAGAGAGCUAGAACUUCGGCUGCUCGGCUCUGCGUUUUUCAUUUACGUUGUGCGCAUGGAACUGUACUGGCAGUCACGCAAAUUGGGGCACAUGAAUAAAUUGCACAUGGUGACUUCGACUCUUUAACCAUUGUCUGUUGCUCGCUGUACUGCAGGCAGUACGGAGGGCGGAGGUCGCCAUAUCAUGGUCUUCUUACAUCAUCACCUUAUGUGAAGCAGCAAGAGGGUGAGUAUAAGAUGAUGAUGAAAACAAGAGCCUUGGAAUGAAAGAUCUGAUUGCCGGGCCAGCGUUGGCAAGCGCAAACCCUCCCUGUGGAAAAUGCACUUCAAAAGAAUAGUGGUUUCUCCCACCAAGAGCACAGCCCAUAUUUAUAUCCCGCACAGUUAAAGAUCAGUAGUUUGACGAUUGUAAGAUAACUGUAAGUACACGUGAGUUGUCUGAACAAAAGAUCACGUAUCAAAACAUAAAUAAUUCCACCAGUCCGGCUUUGUUGUGCACGUCAUAGCUUUCGUGGAUAAUCUAUGCACUUAAAAACCCACUUGAUGAGUGACUCGUGACGACCUCCACAGUGUUUACCUCCCUGUGCUCGACGACACAGCAGGUAGGAUGUCCAACGUGCAGAAACCCUUUUUGAACAGCUACAUGUAAGUAUACGCAUGAACAGCUACAUGAAACGAUCAUAAAUCGUGCUGUAGCUGUCUGCCCUCCUCUCUCAGCCUCAGUCAUUAUUUCCCCGCACGACUGUGUGCUCCCACUCGACAGUAGUGCAUUCCUUUGAGAACAACUCAACCGGCUUGCCUGG
Molecule: messenger RNA, 10274 nt
Organism: Amoebophrya sp. A120
Lineage: Eukaryota; Dinophyceae; Syndiniales; Amoebophryaceae
Source: the annotation of a GenBank genome assembly